AUGGACAUGGCUGAUGUUUUGCCAUUCUUGGCUAUGGUUAUAGUCCAGUUUGGCUUCGCAGGCAUGAAUAUUACAUCAAAGCUUGCAAUGGAUUCAGGCAUGAAACCACUUGUUCUUGUUUGUUAUAGGCAAAUCUUUGCCACCAUUGCAAUAGUCCCCUUUGCUUAUUUCUUUGAGCGGAAAAGUAGGCCUAAGAUCACUAAGUCUUUGCUGUUCCAGAUUUUCUUAUGUUCUCUUACUGGGGUAACAGGAAACCAGGUUUUUUACUUUACAGGGCUAGAAAAGUCCACCCCUACAAUUGGCUGUGCAUUGGCCAACAUACUCCCUGCAGCGACCUUUAUUCUUGCAGUUCUUUGCAGACAAGAAUCUGUCGGAAUUAAGAAGAUAUCUGGGCAAGCUAAGCUGCUAGGGACUUUAGUAUGUGUAGGAGGAGCCAUCAUUGAAUGUGUGGUAAUCGGCAUUGUUGCCAAUCACAAAGCAUCCGAGUGGUCAUUGCGAUCUCCUGGAAGGCUUAUCGCUGCUCUGUAUUCGGAAUGCCAUGAGCUUAGCUCAAUUACUACUCAGGUCCUCCUCACUCAGAGAUCUCGAUUUCAAACCAAUGGUUGA
Messenger RNA from Dovyalis caffra, 606 nucleotides. The record is from the annotation of a GenBank genome assembly. NCBI's taxonomy places the organism in Eukaryota, Viridiplantae, Streptophyta, Magnoliopsida, Malpighiales, Salicaceae.